AUGAAGGCCUACGGAGCGUGUAUAUACCUGCGUUCUCAAGAUAAUGAGGGUAGGAUUAAAGUUGUUUUGUUAUGUUCAAAAUCUAGAGUUGCACCCUUGAAAUCAAUAUCUUUACCUAGAUUAGAAUUAUGUGGAGCCUUAUUGUUAUCGGAAUUAUACGUGUGUGUUAAGAAAUCUAUAAACAUAAAUAUUCAACGUACUGUGUUUUGGUCCGAUUCCACUAUAGUAAUUCAUUGGAUUAAUACGCCUCCACAUUUACUUCAGACGUUUGUUGGAAACCGUAUUUCUGAAAUUCAAUCAAAAACUGACUCAUCUACAUGGCGACAUGUCCGAUCUGAAGACAACCCGGCGGACGCUAUCUCAAGAGGACAGCUACCGUCAGAAUUCUUAAAAAACAACAAUUGGAAGAACGGACCCUAUUGGCUUCAUCGUUCAGAAAAUUCGUGGCCAAUCUUAGAAAUUACCGCUGUAAAAGAAGUACCUGAAAUGCGUAAAUCUUCCUGCUUUGUAUUCUCUAAACCAAGUGAAUUUUUGACACAAUUCUCUAGCAUGUUUAAAUUACGAAAAAUCUUCGCUUACGGUUUUCGAUUUAAACUUGACAAUCGAUGUAAGGGCCCCCUGCAAGUAUCUGAAUUAUCUGCCGCUACUACACGUAUUUUAAAGCUAGUUCAAAUAUCGUCUUUCUCUGAAGAAAUCAACCGAUUGAACAGUAGUAAGGAUCUCAACCAUGACAGUUCAAUCGAAUCUUUAUCUCCUAUUAUCGACAACGAUGGAUUAUUACGUGAAGGAGGUAGAUUAAGGCAUUCAAACCUUUCUACAUCGCAAAAGCAUCUAAUAAUUCUACCGAAGAAUCAUCACGUUACAAAACUGAUAAUAUUGGAAGAACAUGUACGUAAUUUUCACUCAGGUACACAAUCCACGUUAUACGGCUUACGGAGACGAUAUUGGAUUGUACAUGGUCGAGCUCAGGUACGCCAAGAGAUCUCUAAAUGCGUAGCUUGCUUUAAAUGCAAACCUGUAUUGGCUCAAUUCAAGAUGGGUGACCUACCUGAAAAUCGAGUAAUUCCACAAGACGUCUUUUACAAUACGGGUGUAGAUUAUUGCGGACCUUUCUUUGUGAAACAGAGAAAAUACUAUAACCGAUCAAGCGUAAAGAUAUACGUAGUCGUAUUUGUAUGCUUAUGGUCGAAGGCGAUUCAUUUAGAAAUUGCUGAAGAUUUGACCACCGAUGCACUUAUCGGCGCUCUUUCUCGAUUUAUUGAUCGUCGUGGGAGAUGCAAAAAUUUGUAUUCGGACAAUGGCACAAAUUUUGUGGGAGCUAAUAACCAGCUAAAGGAAGUAUACGCCAUUCUAAACGCUGACUCUAGCGCAAAUAAAAUCCAUAACACCUUGUCCAAAGAAGGUAUUAGUUGGCAUUUUAUUCCACCACUAUUUCCUCACUUUGGAGGGCUAUGGGAGGCUGGCGUAAAAUCAAUGAAAAAUCAUAUGCUCCGUGUAGUUGGUGAUAAAUUAUGUACCGUUGUAGAGUUUCAAACGUUUCUCAGUAGAAUCGAAGCAAUUUUGAAUUCAAGACCAAUCUCUUAUAUUUCACCCGACUCUAACGAUCCCCUUCCUAUUACUCCUGGUCACUUUCUAAUUGGCAAAUCUAUUAUGAGUUUAGCAGAAGAAGAUCAUCGUGAGGUUCCAAUAAAUCGAUUAACAAACUGGGAAUAUGUCACUCGUAUGAAACGUGAUUUCUGGGAUAGAUGGCAUAAAGAGUAUAUAAGUAGUUUAAAUGUGCGAACUAAGUGGUGUACUGGUCAACACUCCAUAGGUAUUAGAAGUGUUGUGUUAUUAAAGGAUGACAAUCUACCGCCCCUGCAGUGGUCAUUAGGCAAGGUUGUUAAGAUAGACCCAGGUAAAGAUGGAAUAAUACGGGUAGUAGAUGUGCGUAUCGGUAAACGAGUCUACACUAGAAAUGUGAGAAGUUUAGCUCCAUUGCCCAAUAUCCAGAGCAAUUACCAAAAUUCGAUAAACAGUGUAGUGCAAUCCGUUAAUCAAACUGAAGAUUAA
Cotesia glomerata is the source of this 2052-nucleotide messenger RNA. RefSeq lists its product as uncharacterized. The coding region runs from base 1 to 2052 and encodes 683 amino acids. Lineage: Eukaryota; Metazoa; Arthropoda; Insecta; Hymenoptera; Braconidae. The transcript has a single exon. The record is from RefSeq and is a predicted model, not a curated record. Gene Ontology annotation, biological process: DNA integration. Gene Ontology annotation, molecular function: nucleic acid binding.